Exaiptasia diaphana is the source of this 377-nucleotide messenger RNA. RefSeq names its product phosphatidylinositide phosphatase SAC1. Gene Ontology annotation, molecular function: phosphatidylinositol-4-phosphate phosphatase activity. Lineage: Eukaryota; Metazoa; Cnidaria; Anthozoa; Actiniaria; Aiptasiidae. The record is from RefSeq and is a predicted model, not a curated record. Gene Ontology annotation, biological process: phosphatidylinositol dephosphorylation. Gene Ontology annotation, cellular component: endoplasmic reticulum. The transcript is spliced from 4 exons. The annotation marks the transcript as partial.
UCAUAUGUUUUUAAGUCAUUUGUCAUCUUUUUGUCUUCAGAUUGAUCAAAAAGGUGCAGAAAAGAUUUUAGGUGACAAUUUCUAUACUAUUUUACGGAACUCUGGAUAUAAAGAAGAUAAGUUAAGGUAUGAUGCGUUUGACUUUCACAAAGAAUGCAGCAAGAUGAGAUGGGAUCGACUGAAUAUCCUUAUAGACAGACAAAAUAGUGAUCUCAAGAAAUUUGGAUAUUUUAGCAUGGAUAAAGACAGGGCUAUCAACUCAGAACAAAAAGGCAUUUUUAGAACAAACUGUAUUGAUUCUCUUGACAGGACCAAUGUCGUCCAGAGUAUGUUGGCCAGCAAGAGUCUUGAGUUUCAGCUGGAGGUAAUAGUGAACU